AUGAAGGAGCACGAGUCUGGGGCUUGCCAGAGAAAACCGACGAAACUCAGGAAUCUCGUCCAGAAGACCGAGGCGUUCGACUCGUUGCACGCCCGAAAUGCCGAGAGAACUUUGUGCUCGGGUCAAGUGUGCCUCGGUAGCGUUAUGCAGCUUCCAACGCACGGGCCGGAAUCCCGUUCAAAAGAAGAAAUCCUCGUGCAUGCGAAAGACUUCCUCGAGCAGUACUUUUCGUCCAUCAGAAGAUUGAACAGCGACGCUCAUCGUUCCCGUUGGGACUAUGUCCAAAAGGAGGUCGUAGCCACCGGCACUUAUCAGUUAACCGAAACUGAAUUAGUUUUCGGAGCGAAACUGGCAUGGCGCAAUGCUGCACGAUGUAUCGGCCGUAUACAAUGGUCGAAAUUGCAAGUGUUCGAUUGCCGUUACGUGACCACCACCAGCGGUAUGUUCGAGGCACUGUGCAAUCACAUUAAAUACAGCACGAACAAAGGGAACAUCAGGUCCGCGAUAACGAUAUUUCCGCAACGAACGGAUGGGAAACACGACUAUAGGGUAUGGAACCAGCAGCUGAUCGGGUACGCCGGUUACAAGAACCCAGACGGCACAGUGACCGGGGAUCCAGCCAAUGUGGAAUUUACAGAAGUCUGUAUAAAACUGGGCUGGAAAGGUGCACGCACUCGUUUCGAUAUACUACCAUUGGUGCUAUCAGCGAACGGUCAUGACCCUGAUUACUUCGAUAUCCCGAGCGAACUGGUCCUCGAAGUUCCUCUCAGUCAUCCCACAUACGAUUGGUUCGAGAAGCUGGGAUUGAAAUGGUUCGCUGUGCCCGCUGUAUCGGGAAUGGUCUUCGACUGCGGCGGUUUGGAGUUCACCGCUGCACCGUUCAACGGAUGGUACAUGGGCACCGAAAUCGGAGCCAGAGAUCUGUGCGAUUCUCAACGAUACAAUUUAAUGGAGACUAUCGCGACGCACAUGGGGCUCGACACACGAACGUACACUUCGUUGUGGAAAGACAAAGCCAUGAUAGAAGCGAACGUUGCAGUACUGCACAGUUUCCAAAUGAAAAACGUGACGAUCGUAGAUCAUCACUCGGCUUCGGAGUCGUUCAUGAAACACUAUGAAAACGAGAUGCGAUUGAGAAACGGGUGUCCAGCCGAUUGGCUCUGGAUCGUACCGCCAGUGUCGGGAUCGGCCACGCCUGUGUUCCACCAGGAAAUGGCACUGUACCAUUUGAAACCAUCUUACGAUGCCCAGGACCCUGCCUGGAAGACGCAUGUCUGGAAGAAAGGCCGUGAUAAGAAGUCAACUACCAAGAAACCAAGAAGGAAAUUCCAUUUCAAGCAAAUCGCAAGAGCCGUGAAAUUUACAUCGAAGUUAUUCGGUAGAGCUCUGUCCCGACGGAUAAAAGCCACGGUGCUGUUUGCUACAGAGACUGGAACGUCUCAGAUGUACGCCGAGAAGCUUGGCGAACUGUUAGGACACGCUUUCCAUUCCCAGGUACUCUCGAUGUCUGACUACGAUAUCAGCAACAUCGAGCACGAGGCUUUGUUGCUGGUGAUAACGUCCACGUUCGGGAACGGUGAUCCCCCGGAGAAUGGCGAAGCUUUUGCUCAGAACUUGUACGCGAUGAAAAUGAACGAAACGUACAUUAAUAGCGGCAAUAAAAUAAGUUUAGCGACGUCGAAGUCGUUCAUCAAAGCGAACAGUCAGACGGAAGUGAGUAACUGCAAGAAAUUGGACAGACUGGACUCUCUGCGUGGAUCGACUACAGAAUCCCAAAGUGAAGAUACUUUCGGACCCUUGAGUAACGUCAGAUUUGCUGUGUUCGCGUUGGGAUCGUCGGCGUAUCCGAAUUUCUGCGCGUUUGGUCGCUACGUGGACAAUUUACUGGGCGAAUUAGGCGGAGAACGUUUACUACGGUUGGCCCAAGGGGACGAGAUGUGCGGUCAAGAACAAGCAUUCCGGAAAUGGGCGGCUGAUACAUUCGCUGUUGCUUGCGAGACCUUUUGCUUGGAUGACGACGACACUUUGCUAGAAGUCGCGUUGUCUUUAGGAUCGGAGGCACUGUCAGCUGCGACGGUUCGCUUCAUGGAAGCAGACCCUCAACCAAUUGCAAAAGCAUUGAGCAAAUGCCAUAACAGAAACGUCACUACUUGUAACAUGCUCAGGAAGACCAAUUUAAGCGGUGAUUUGAAAAGUGGAACCACGUUAUUGUUGGAAUUAGAUGACAUAGCAAGCAUGGAAAUAUCGUACAAACCUGGCGAUCAUUUGGGGGUUUUCGCAUGCAAUCGGCCAGAACUCGUGGAACGAAUUUUGAAACGAGUACAGGUCCCCUUCGAUGCAGACACACCGAUCGAGUUGCAAAUGCAGAAACAAUCUCACACGCCUAAUGGUAUUGUAAAAACGUGGAUCGCACACGACAGAUAUUUACCAAAUACUCUAAGGAUGUUGUUAACCCGAUUUUUAGACAUCACAACACCACCAACUCCGAAUCUGCUCCGAUACUUUGCAUCCAUAGCUACCAAUUCGAAGGAACAGACUCAACUGAAUCUUCUGUCUUCUGAUCCAACCGCGUACGAGGAUUGGAGGCAUUGGAAGUUUCCCAACUUGGUAGAAGUACUAGAUGAGUUUCCAUCGGUUAAACCGUUCGCGCCGUUAUUGUUGCUCCACUUGACCCCUUUGCAACCAAGAUUUUACAGCAUCUCCUCUUCCCCUGAUGUGCAUCAGGGGCAAAUACAUCUCACUGUUGCGGUUGUACAAUACAAAACACACGGUGGGUCUGGACCAGUUCAUUAUGGAGUUUGUUCGAACUAUUUACGCGAGACAUCAGACGGAGAACCGCUCUACGUAUUUGUACGCAGCGCGCCCAACUUUUACAUGCCAAUUGAACCAAAAGCGCCUAUGAUACUAGUCGGUCCAGGUACCGGAAUCGCACCAUUCCGUGGUUUUUGGAAUCACAGGCUCUCAGAAAUAAGACGUCGGCCAGAUCUCGAGUACGGAAAGGUUUGGCUUUUCUUCGGUUGCCGGCAGAAAAACUUAGAUUUAUACAGACAAGAAAAAGAGGAAAUGAUAAAGGCGGGAGUUUUAGAUAAGGUUUUUUUGGCCCUUUCACGAGAGCCUGGUUUGAAAAAGACAUACGUGCAAGAUUUAAUCCAAGCAGAAGCGCCACAAAUUUACGAUAUGCUGGUGUACGAACGCGGUCAUUUCUACGUUUGUGGUGAUUGCACAAUGGCCGAGGAUGUUUACCAAACAUUGAAACAGAUCAUACAAACGCACGGUGAAAUGACAGAUAAACAAGUCGAAGCGUAUAUGUUAUCCCUUCGCGAUGAAAAUCGUUAUCACGAGGAUAUAUUUGGUAUAACUCUGCGAACAGCAGAGGUACACAAUCGAUCCAGGGAAACGGCCAGAAGCAGAAUGGCUGCGGAACCAUAA
Molecule: messenger RNA, 3429 nt
Organism: Dufourea novaeangliae
Lineage: Eukaryota; Metazoa; Arthropoda; Insecta; Hymenoptera; Halictidae
Gene: Nos
Product: nitric oxide synthase, salivary gland
Exons: 25
Coding region: 1-3429 (1142 amino acids)
Biological process (GO): nitric oxide biosynthetic process
Molecular function (GO): nitric-oxide synthase activity; calmodulin binding; NADP binding
Source: RefSeq, a predicted model, not a curated record